AUGAGCCUGUUGGAAGCAUACCAGUUCGCCAGUAAGUCCUUCGAGGCAGACAACAAGCGGUGCGACGACGAUGAAGGCAACGACGACGAUCAGAGCUUACACGUGUCCUACGAAAACAACGAGCUCAAAUACACAUUCGAGAAAGCAAGAAAGUUAAAUCCGAAGAACCUAAAGCGCACCGGUCUAGAGGAUUCCGACGACGACAUCUCGACUUCAAGUGACUCCUCGUGCACUUCCUCCAACGACGGCGCCGUUGUCACGUUUCUGGAAGCAACAGGCGUGUACCAACCGGACGAGGACUGCAACCCCAUUUCUGACCCUGAAGUGAUGGAAAACUGGUUGGAGCUAUGUCAUGACAAAGCCUCGGGGAUUUUGUGUGUGAAUCCGUCGGCAGUCCAAGCCUGUGCCAAGGCUUUCUGGGAAAGCGAAGAAGGUGCCAAUAUGCCCACCGUCGAAUUGACGGCUACAAGAAAACGGUCUCGUGGCGACAAUGAAUCGAACGCACUUGUGAGGUCGGGUAUCUUGAGAGCGUACUUUGAUGGUCGACGAUCUCAUCGCAUCGCUCCUACCGGUAUCGAAGAACAUGGGGUCUGCUUAAGUUGCAAGCGCGAUGGCAUUCCCAGAGCUGAUCGCCUCAGUCUUGAGUGCAGUCACUUUUAUUGCCGAGAUUGCUGGACUGUGUAUCUUGGAGACAUUGCCCAAGCUGCUCUUGGAAGGGGAGGUCUGCCGCCCCCCGUAAUAAUGAAGUGUCCCAGCUCAAAAUGUUGCAUUUUUGUUGCUCGGAUCCAUGUGUCUAAGUUUGUACCAUCGUUGUUGUCUGGGUUCGACGGCUUGGCCCAGGAAACCAUUCUCCAGCGCUAUAAGACCCAGAUGCGCCGGUGCCCUGACGUCAAUUGUGGACACAUUGCCCUCCGAUGUGGCGAGAAGUUGCUUAUCCAGCCUACUGGAAAGGAUCCAGAGAUGGAUCCAGCCACGAGUGUCAGAUGUGAGCAUUGCGAGACUCGCUUCUGUUUCGUCUGCGGGGAUGAUGCGCAUGACAACUUCGUUUGCACGAACACAACUUCCAAACAACCGUCGACCGCAGGCAAGGUUGCUAACGCAACAGAGGGGCAAGCAAAGAAACGGAAGCUUGAGGACGGCAAAUCAAGCACAGCCCCCGUCUCGGCUGGUGGCAACACGCUUACACGAGACUGUCUCAGCAGUAUUGUUAGUGAUGCUUCGGACGCUCAUUCGCGGGCUAAGGGUAAAGACCCUCGUUUUGAUUUGGACUUCGUCAUCAAGACUAUUCACGGCACUUGCCCCGAACUAUCUGAGGAGCUGGAGGAGCAACGAGAAGAGCUGCAAGUACUUUCUGGAUAUUUCAAACGCUUUGUUCUCCAUGGGCAGCGCCAGCAACUCGCCACGACUCCAAUCGAUGCCGCCAAGUCUGCCUUUCUUAGUACCUCCGAUGAGGAGUCGGACAACUUUGUACGGGGAAGAAAGUCUUUGGUGGCUAGCAAUCGAAUGCUGAAGUAUUCCUCGGUCCUGUUGCACGAGAAACGGGAUGACAACCUUGCACACGACGCUACGUUGGGACUCUUCCUAGAACACCUGGCACAAUUGGGACAGGCAACUGAAGACCUGUGUUCUCUCAUUGAAAAGUCCUCGUACAGAUCUGAUUCCAGAAAGAAGGUGUUGAAUAAGAUUGAACGGGUUGAUAGCUGCAUGAUGAAGAUUUCCUCUCUUGGACUCGAAUGA
This is a messenger RNA of Seminavis robusta, 1737 nucleotides long. The record is from the annotation of a GenBank genome assembly. Lineage: Eukaryota; Bacillariophyta; Bacillariophyceae; Naviculales; Naviculaceae.